Impatiens glandulifera is the source of this 553-nucleotide messenger RNA. Its product is annotated as protein NUCLEAR FUSION DEFECTIVE 6, mitochondrial-like. The record is from RefSeq and is a predicted model, not a curated record. NCBI's taxonomy places the organism in Eukaryota, Viridiplantae, Streptophyta, Magnoliopsida, Ericales, Balsaminaceae. The transcript is spliced from 3 exons. Bases 77 to 367 code for a protein of 96 amino acids. Gene Ontology annotation, cellular component: mitochondrion.
CACUACCUAGGGUUUUAGUCGUCAACUCAGCCAGAUUAUUCUUUUCUCCUAUUCUACACAGUUUCAGAGUUCAUCCAUGGCAGCUCCCGCCGUAUCCGCUGCUGCAAGAUCCAUUUUCCGGUCGAGUUCUGUUCGGAAUGCUGCGUCCAGGAUCGCCUCGGGGACAAAACCUACCAGCUCAUCAUUUCGUCUCCCGAGCAAGAGCCCGCUAUCUAAUCGGAUUUUCAGAUGUCCAGCUGAAAUGAGUGCGUGUCUCGACACUUUACAACCGUUUCAUACUGCAACUGCUUCGGCAUUGAUGACUUCCAUGCUUUCUCUUUCUCAUUGUUACGGCCGGCUUCCUGAAGGCAUUGACAAGACUAGAUGAAGAUGGAUGUGCAAAGAAUCAUGGGGAUGUUUUUGUUUUUUAAAGUUUCUUUAUAUCAUGUAAGGUCACAAAUUAGUUUGUUGUGUUGGGAUUUUAUAGUGAAUCUUGAAUUAAUGAGUUGUAAAUUUACAACUCCAAAUAGAAGAUAUUGUAUUUGAAAUAAGUGACAAUUUAAGACUACCUUUG